AUGGCGUUCCCGGAUAGAUUGAUGGAGCUGAUCGCCGAGGCCAGAUGCAACCCAGCGAGGCUGCCGGCGGCGCUGAUCUCGUGCGGCGUCGUCCUAGGCGCGGCGGCGCUCGCACUCACCAUCUUCAAGACGCCGGGAGGCAUCUUCCUCCGCCUCCACGGCAGUGCACCCGUGUACUCGUACUACGGCGUCCUCGUCGCCGUUGUGAUAUUUGGGCUCGCGGAGGCGUCCUUCGGCUUCUGGAUGGUGCCAAGGGACCCGGUCGGCUGGCACGCCGCCGGCAAGACGGCGCUGUGGAUUUCCCUCUUGCCUCUCGUCCUUGUGGCUGCCCUUGGAGGCCUCGCCUUCCUCAAGUAG
Molecule: messenger RNA, 357 nt
Organism: Phragmites australis (common reed)
Lineage: Eukaryota; Viridiplantae; Streptophyta; Magnoliopsida; Poales; Poaceae
Exons: 1
Coding region: 1-357 (118 amino acids)
Source: RefSeq, a predicted model, not a curated record